This is a messenger RNA of Chlamydomonas reinhardtii, 2851 nucleotides long. RefSeq lists its product as uncharacterized. The record is from RefSeq and is a predicted model, not a curated record. The transcript is spliced from 8 exons. The coding region runs from base 91 to 2319 and encodes 742 amino acids. Gene Ontology annotation, molecular function: ubiquitin binding. Lineage: Eukaryota; Viridiplantae; Chlorophyta; Chlorophyceae; Chlamydomonadales; Chlamydomonadaceae.
GUAGUACUAUUUGACUGCGCUUCUAUUUGGGGGGAGCGCGUGACAGGACGCGCGCGUCUCACGCGGAUUCUGAGACUGGCGCGACCGCAAAUGGUGCUUCAUUAUGUUCCAACUACACCAGAAGAGGAGGAGCUGGCGCUAGCCCUAGCAAUAUCGGCGAGCUUGAGUGCAAACAAGGGCGGAGCUGCUGCUUCGCGCCCGGCGCCGGGGGCCGCUAACAAGAGCUCGUCCAGGCCCCCCAGCUUUACGAACGGCGCCGCUCGCGCCAGUGCCAGCUCGGGAGCGUCAACAUCCAGCUCGCAGCCCCCGGCCCUGUCACCACUGCUGGGGCCCGGGUCAGCCUCAGCCUACCCAACUGUGCCUGCAAUAGGCUCGCCGACCCACCACGGGCCCAGGUCCCCUGCACGUUCGGGCGUCCCGCCGCCGCAGACCUCCUCGCCGCUGCUUCCACAGCGCCCGGCUGCGGGCCCCAGCUACCCUAGCUACUAUCCCCAUGUGCCCGCCAUCCACACACAGCCGCCGUCUUACCCUAACCACCAUCCGCCGCCACCGGCCCAGCCGCCGCAGCAGCAGCAUUACGCGGGCCUCCGGUCAGGCCACAUCCAGGCCCCGGGCGCAGCAGGAGGGGCCUCAGGGGCCUCAGCCGCGAAGCCUAGCAGCAGCAGCAGCAGCAGCGCCCAGCCGCCAGCGGUGCCUGCACGGCGGCGGUGGGACCUGCCGCCAGGACCUCCGCCUCAUGGCCCCGGCGCCGCAGGAGCGGGAGGAAGCGCUGGCGCCGGCGCGGCCGCAGGAGCAGCCCCGCCGCAGCCGCGGCGGCGGUGGGACCUGGGCGGGGUGGGCGGCAGUGCCGGCUCCGCGCCUGCGUCGCCCAAAGGCGCGGCGGCGGGCGUCGCCAGCUCCGGCGGCUCGUUCUCGAGCCGGCACGGCUCGCCGUCCAGGGCUGCUGCGGCGGCGGCUGUGCGGCAGAGCUACCCCACGGCCGCCGGGCCCUCAUCUUCCUCCCACCAGCCACCAGCGCAGCUGCGGCCGCUGCCACCUAUUGGCCGCAGCAAGAGCGCCACCGGCCCCAAUGGGUUGAUGGGGGUUGGUGCCGCCGCAGGCGGCGGCGGCGGCGGCUUCGCCUCUGGCGGCGCCGCGGCGGCCGGCCAGCGGCCGGCGUUGCCGCCGCCGCCCCCACUGUUCAGUGACCCAGAUGCGUGCGCGGGCUGCGGCAAGGGCUUUGGUGGUGGCGGGCUGUUUGGGGCGGUGCUGGGACUGGGCGGUGGCAGCGGCUACGUGACCGGCAUGAACCGCAAAUGGCACCCGGACUGUUUCAAGUGCGGCUUCUGUGCCGAGCCCAUCAGCUCGGGCCGCGGCGCCUUCUCCUACCAGAUGCACCCCGGCGACCCGCGCCCCUACCACACCGACUGCUACAAGCACGUGCACCACCCCGUGUGUGCCGUGUGCGGCACCUUCAUCCCCGCCGGCCCCGACGGCCGCAUCGCCUUCAAGGAGGCGGGCUUCUGGCGCGAGCGAUACUGCCACAGCCACACGGAGGCGGACGUCGUGCGCUGCUGCGCCUGCAGCCGCCUGCAGAAGAAGGGCGAGGAGUGGGCGCCGCUGCCGGACGGGCGGCCGCUGUGCCUGGGCUGCCUGGGCUCUGUGGUGCUGGACACGGCGGACGCCCAGCCACUGUACGGCGAGCUCAUGGACUGGUACCGGGCGGACAUGCGGCUGCCGCACGCGGGGGCCAAGCCGCCGCUGCUGCUUGUGGACGGCCCCACGCUGAACGAGCACGCGGCGCGCGAGGGCCGAGACGACAGCGCCGGCGCCCCCAUGUUCCACGUGCGGGGCCUGUGCGUGGCCACUGUGUACACGUCCAUCCCCUCCAUCCGCCGUGGCAGCGGGGGAGUGCUGCAUACCAUCGCCACCGCCCUGUCCCAGUCCGCCGCCGCCGCGCUGGGCGGCGGCUCCGUGCGCUGCGACGUCAAGUGCAUCCUGCUGCUGUACGGGCUGCCGCGGCUGCUGACCGGCAGCAUCAUGGCGCACGAGCUGAUGCACGCCUGGCUGCGGCAGGCGGGCUGCGUGGGGCUGCCGCUGCGGGUGGAGGAGGGGCUGUGCCAGCUCAUGGCGUGCCUGUGGCUGGACAGGCAGCACGAGCUGCUGGCGGGGAAUCCGGACGAGCAGCGCCUGGCCAGUUUCUUCUCGUACCAGAUCCGUACAGACACCAGCGAGGUGUACGGCGACGGUUUCCGGGACGCCAUGGAGGCGUUCCAGAGCCACGGUCUGACUAACGUGGUCCGCAACGUGCAGCUGUACGGCAGGUUCACGCCGCCGUAAUGGUUGGAUGGGGUGGCGAUGUGUGAGGAGAAGAGGUGUGGGUUGUGUGUUUCUUAUGGCGUAUGUGGCGUAUGUGCGGUGUGGCGGGGGGCAGCUCAGAGCUUGGUUGCACUGGGAGAUGUGAGUUCAGAUGGAGAUGUAUGACGGAUGCGAGUGUGUAAACUCCGUGUGCAGGAUUUUGCAGAGGGCUGUUGGGGCUACAGGGCUUGGGCGUGGUGCUGCUGGGUGUUGGCAGCCAUAGCCCCCGCUCCGCCUACCGAUGUACGAAUUGCUGGCAAAUGCGGUUUGGGUGCACGGCAUGGGGUGCACGCUGCACAUCGGGUCCGGGCAUGGGCAAAUUCAUACAUUCUAUUACAUUCUCGUAGUGCAGCACGGUCUGGCAGGUACGGAGAUAAGUAGGCGCUGAUAUUGCUUGCGCCAACCGAGUCGCUUCCAGCCAGAUUACGGUUGCGUGGAAAGGGCAAAAGCUGAAAUGCUUCAAGCCGGUAUUACGGCUUCCCAACAUGAUACCAACAUGUAAAUGUGGUCAAUC